Molecule: messenger RNA, 1923 nt
Organism: Paracoccidioides brasiliensis Pb18
Exons: 3
Coding region: 1-1923 (640 amino acids)
Biological process (GO): electron transport chain
Cellular component (GO): mitochondrial inner membrane
Molecular function (GO): electron-transferring-flavoprotein dehydrogenase activity; iron-sulfur cluster binding
Source: RefSeq, a predicted model, not a curated record
AUGGCCUCACACACCACAAUCAUGUCUCUCCUGAGGCGUGAAUUCGCACCGGUCUCUUGGAGAGCAAGUGUGGCCAAAUCUGGGUUCCGCGCCUAUUCUACCCAUGCGCUCAUAGGGUUCCCUUCCAGUCGGCGACGAGCUAUCCAACAACGACAAUUCCCAACACAGAAUGUCUGUUUAAACCAGAUACAGAGUUUUUCGAACACUCUGCAAAGGCGAUAUCCUGGUGACUCUGAUACCUUUGAUCCUUCCCAGAUUGAACGGGAAUCGGACAGUGUCGAUGUUUGCAUCGUUGGUGGCGGCCCCGCCGGUCUCGCCGCAGCUAUACAGCUCAAGAAAAUCGCAAACGAAGCGGGCAAUGAAGAUUUCAGGGUUAUACUUUUGGAGAAAGCAGGAGAGAUUGGGGAUCAUAUAAUGUCGGGCAAUGUUUUAGAGCCCAGUGCGAUCAAUGAAUUGCUUCCAGAUUGGUUGUCAGAGGACAAUCCCUCGAGAUUUGAACAUGCAACGCCUGCGAAGUCGGAUCGCAUGCGUUUCCUUACUAGCAAACAUGCCUUCCCAAUUCCAUGCCCGCCGCAGAUGAAUAACCACGGCAAUUACAUCAUCAGUUUGAGUCAGUUAUGCAAGUGGCUCGGAGAGCGGGCGGAAGAAGUUGGAGUUGAGAUAUAUCCUGGUUUCGCCGCAAGUGAGGUACUGUACAAGUCGGACGGAUCGGUCAAGGGAGUCGCUACCAACGAUCUUGGUAUUGGGCGCGAUGGGAAGCCCAAGGAUUCCUUCGAACGGGGAAUGGAGUUCCAUGCCAGAGUCACGCUGCUUGCUGAAGGAUGCCACGGAAGCUUAACAAAGCAAGUUAUCAAGAAAUUCGACCUGCGACGGGACAGCCAAUCUCAAACAUAUGGACUGGGAGUGAAGGAGGUUUGGGAGAUCCAGCCUGAGAAAUUCCGAAAGGGAGAAAUUCUUCAUACGUUGGGUUACCCCUUGCCCAAGGAUGUGUAUGGAGGAUCAUUCAUGUAUCAUUUUGGCGAUAACAUGGUUACUCUUGGGCUGGUUGUUGGUCUUGAUUACCCUAACCCCUGGUUAUCUCCAUAUGGGGAAUUUCAGAAACUGAAACACCAUCCUCUUAUCAAAUCCGUACUGGAGGGCGGGAAAUGCAUCUCCUAUGGAGCUCGCGCGCUUGCUGAGGGAGGCUUUCAGUCCAUACCAAAAUGCGCUUUCCCGGGUGGUGCCUUGAUCGGAGAUACUGCGGGGUUCAUGAAUGUUCCUAAAAUCAAGGGCACACAUAACGCUAUGCGGUCUGGCAUGAUUGCUGCUCAGGCAGCAUACUCAGCCCUUUCUUCAAAUCCAGACAGCUCAAGUGUAUUCCUGUACGACUACGAGGACGGCCUCCGAAAUUCUUCCAUAUGGAAGGAACUCAAAGAAGUACGAAACAUGCGCCCUUCAUUCGCAACUCCGCUGGGAAUCUACGGCGGCAUCAUGUACUCCGGCUUAGAAGCGUACAUUUUCCGUGGCAAGACGCCCUGGACCUUGAGCCACCACUGCACAGAUCCUGAUGCCACCAAGGCUGCGUACGAGUGCACGAAAAUCGAGUAUCCGAAACCAGAUGGAGUGAUUAGUUUCGAUAUUUUAACAAGCGUUAGCCGGACUGGCACCAACCACGAAGAGGACCAGCCGGUACACCUUCAGGUCAAGGACUGGGACAAGCACACCAAGCUCGCCUGGCCGAAAUAUCAAGGGGUCGAGAAUAGGUUUUGCCCUGCCGGAGUCUAUGAGUACGUCGAGGAUCCGAGUAAAGAGUUGGGAGUCCGGUUCCAGAUCAAUGCGCAAAAUUGUAUUCAUUGUAAAACCUGCGACAUCAAGGUCCCGACCCAAGAUAUCAACUGGCAAACACCUCAAGGCGGUGAAGGUCCAAAAUAUUACCUGACCUAG